AUGUUAUUUGAAAGUUACAAAACAGUGUUGUUAUCAACGCUGAUCAACAAUGCGUUAAUAACUAGCCACGAUGUGGGCGGAGCCGUGGAGCAGGUGGGCGUGAUGGUAGGUCAGGUGGUGGAGCAGGUGGGCGUGAUGGUGAGUCAAGUGGUACAGCACCAUCUCACCAGCUGUCACCUGGUACUCAUCACCACUACACAACACUCACUAAUUACCGCCAACAUAAUCAGACGCCUGAGUGAGAGUGUGGAGGCUGGUGUGCUAGUGGAGGUAGGCUGGAAAUAUUCCCAGGACCAGCUGGCUCAGGACCAACUCCAGCAGGGUGUCUGGGGCGACUCUAAGACCACCUGUCGGGGUCUCAUCCUUGACUUCACCAACACCAACAAUACUCAUGCAGUCUUAAGGUUUCUUGAGAAAGCUGAAUUAUGGAAGUUACCUGAGACUCUGGUGAUUGUGGUGGGAAGGAGAACUGAAGUGAAGGACGUGCUUCUCCACCAUAGCUUCCACAACACUGUCCAUGUUCUCUACUUGGCCCUCCAUGACCUCACCCUCCAUGACCUCACCCUUCAUGAGCUCACCCUUGAUGACCUCACCGUCCACAGCAUCACUCUUAAUGACCGUGUGUGGGUGUACCGGAAGUGUUUGUACUGUAACAGAGGAGAGGCAGACAUCCAGCUCCUCCACCUGUGGAACCUCACAUCAUUCACCCAAAUCAAAGAUGAUUUAUUUCAAGAGCAAUUUCAUAACUUCUGGGGCAAAAACCUGAAGAUGUCAACCGUUCUGUACUUCCCCUUCAUGGAUUACACCCUAGAAAAUAGUGAACAAGGAAGUACAGUGUCACUCAAGGAUUGUCUUGAUGCUAGACUUCUGUCUUUAUUCUCUAAAACACUCAACACGAGUUUUCAGAUUCGUGAGGCUCCAGAGAGACAAUAUGGCAUGCAGAAGAAUGGCCGGUUCACUGGCAUCACGGGACAACUGCAGCGGGAAGAGGCAGACAUGGGUGGAUCAAUGGGACCGCUUGCUGAACGGAUCCCAGCCAUGGAAUUCUUGUGGGUAAUUGAAGCUGACCCGCUGGCCAUCGUGUCUUUAAAGCCAACUCUCUCGCCACAACUUCUCUCGCUCUCUAAACCUUUUACAGGAGAACUAUGGCUGACGUUGUUGCUGAGUAUGGUGUUGUGGAGCGGGAUCCUGUGGUUGCUGCAGAAGGUAUGGUGUUGGGUCACAGGGACACACACAGUCAACUUCAUCACCAUCCUUCUGUAUGGCUGGGGCGCACUCCUGGCCAACCUGCCCUCAGACCCUUCCGUCAACAAAGCAGAAAAAGUGUUGGUGGGCGCGUGGUUGAUGUUCUGUCUGGUAAUAAGCACAGGUUACAGCUCCUCACUAGUCGCUCAUCUGUCAGUCCAGGAGAAAACUAAACCUCCGGAAACUUACGAGGACCUGGUGACUCUGAACAACUGGAAGUGGGGCAUUGAAUCCUGGGUGUUAAAUGGAGCUGUGUUGCUCUAUUUCCUAGAGCAUACCGACCCUCAAAUACAAAAAUUAUACAAGGGAAUGGAGAGAGUGACGGUGACGAAGGGACUGGAGAAGGUGAAAGCAGGAGGCUACUCGUUUAUGAGCAUCAAACAUGGUACGAAGAUGACCAUCGACUCCCUGUACAGUGACAUUUAUGGCCAAACACCUUACUACCUCGGCCACGGAGUGAUUCAGAUAUUAGCUGGAUUUGGAUGGGGUUUCAGGAAAGGUGCUCCAUUUUACAACAGAUUCAUGCAGUUGAUGGUUCGACUGCAAGACGCUGGAAUUGUCAGCCGCCUCAUGAAAGAAGUGUUUGAACAACGUGUAAGAGAAAACAAAGCAGAUGUAGCACUCAAUCCACAAGCUAUCACGAGCACUACUCCAUAUGAAGAGGAGAGCAGAGUGGUGUUGGGAAUGAAUCACCUGCAAGGAGCAUUCUACAUGCUGCUGCUGGGUACAGGAGUGGCCUUCCUCACCCUGCUGGGGGAGAGCCUCGCCCACUGGUGCUCCUCGCCUCACACAAAAGUAAACAAACGCAUCACAUUUCAGUUUGACAGAACAAGUCCAAUGCAGAGGAGACCUUCGACAAAGCGCCUGACAACGACCGAGCGAACCCAAGCUGUAAUGCUGUACCUGGGCGGUAUGUCAGCACGAGACAUUGCGCUGAAAUAUCAAAUUGGUGUCUCAACUGUUUAUAAAUGCAUAAAUAAGUGGAUUGACGAAGCAAGAGUUACUGAGCGGUGUCGCAAAAAGCCGUCACAAUAUCCUAAGAAAAAACUGACCUCAUCUACCACCACUGCACAACAGAGGAACGUGACACCUGUUUCUCAUCUCUCACAUAAACUGCAUCUUCAUUACAACCCAAAAACCAUAGACUGUUAUUGGCAACACGUCUCUCAGCAAAUUAUGACUGAAUAUUAUUUACUCUUUUGCAGACGUAACAUUCCGGGAAAGAUGUCUAUUAGUGAUAUUAUGACUCCUGGAUAUGGAUACGGCUAUCAUUAA
Messenger RNA from Cherax quadricarinatus, 2520 nucleotides. The record is from RefSeq and is a predicted model, not a curated record. NCBI's taxonomy places the organism in Eukaryota, Metazoa, Arthropoda, Malacostraca, Decapoda, Parastacidae.